Molecule: messenger RNA, 1583 nt
Organism: Phyllostomus hastatus (greater spear-nosed bat)
Lineage: Eukaryota; Metazoa; Chordata; Mammalia; Chiroptera; Phyllostomidae
Gene: ADISSP
Product: chromosome unknown C20orf27 homolog
Exons: 6
Coding region: 498-1022 (174 amino acids)
Source: RefSeq, a predicted model, not a curated record
UUCGGCAAGCAGGGAUCCCAGGACGAGUCUCAGGCCCGCGCCGGAGCGCUUCCUCCUAGGCAGGGCGGUGGGGUGUAAGGGGAAGAGGCCGAAACCCGGGGUUAAUAGAGCGGUUCCUGAACAGGACCUAGAGAGAGGCGAAUCAGUUGCGCAAGCGGGCUUGGAAGCUACUUUCUCGUGUCCCUAAACGCCGCCUUACUGCCGCUCCAGGGGUCAGAGUCUAGGGGAGGUCCCUUCCAAGUUGAGGCAAAGGCGGAAGGUACAGAUUCCACUGCUGAAGGUGGGACGCGGGCGGGGCCUACUCGAGGCGGUUCUCCUUUCCGCUCACCCUCCUGCCGGAUACCGGCCCCAGGACACAUCGGGAGGCCUUGCUGCCUACAUCGCGAUAACUCCCCGACGCUCCUUCUGGUGUCCCUUAGAGCAUGGGAGGCUGCUGAGCUUGAGUGGCAGGGUCCAGUAGGAGCUGCGAGUUUCAGCCCUUGGCAGGGAGGGCAUCCAUGGCUGCAGCCAACAAGGGCAGCAAGCCCAGAGUCCGGAGCAUCCGCUUUGCGGCAGGCCACGAUGCAGAAGGCUCCCAGAGCCAUGUCCACUUUGAUGAGAAGCUGCAUGACUCGGUGGUCAUGGUCACCCAGGAGAGUGACAGCAGCUUUCUGGUCAAGGUUGGCUUCCUGAAGAUCCUGCACAGGUAUGAGAUUACCUUCACUUUGCCCUCGGUGCAGAGGCUGAGCAAGGACAUCCGAGAGGCGCCUGUCCCCAGCCUGCACCUCAAGCUCCUCAGCGUCGUGCCUGCCCCGGAAGGUUACAGCAUCAAGUGCGAGUACACGGCGCACAAGGAGGGCGUCCUCAAGGAGGAGAUGCUGCUCGCCUGCGAAGGUGGCGCCGGCGCCUGUGUGCGAGUGGUGGUGCAGGCACGCGUCAUGGACCGGCACCAUGGCACGCCCAUGCUGCUGGACGGCGUCAAGUGUGUGGGCGCUGAGCUAGAAUACGACUCGGAGCACAGCGACUGGCACGGCUUCGACUGAGGCCCAUGCCCCGGCCCACCUUGGGGCCCCUCAGCCUUAAUCUCCACCUCUUCUCCCCCAUGCUGCAUGACGGUGUGGCUUCCUCAUCCCUCCCCAGGGUGGGCGUGGGGGGCUGUCCCGGGGCCUCCAGGCUGGGGCCUCCCCACGCCUCACCUCUGUCUCCAUUGUUAUCACCUUCCUGCCCCUCCUGCAUCCUCCUCUUCCUGCUUCUUCCUCUCCAUGUGCCUCAGUCUCCUGCAGGAAGAAAUGGGUUGAGCCCCCAAGGAGCUGUCUGAGGAGGGGGCAGGGGAGGGAAGGACCUGGGGUGGGUAAACCACCCCACACUGCAAGCCAUAGGAGCUCCAGCCAGGGCCUGGGAGAGGGGGGAACUGGCGCUCUGAUGUCAUCGCCCCAUUGCUGCUGCUGCUGUCUCAUCUAAGCCACCUCCUGUCCCCCCACCCCCAACUGCUGUCCAUGGUGAACUGGAGGGAGGUACAGGUCUCAGCCCCUACCCCCAGGUGUGUGUGACUUGGUUUUUAAACAACUGGUUGGGAUAAAAACUUAAAUAAAACUUUCAGUGGA